AUGGAUCCCAAAGAUUUUGGCAUCUCAACUUUGCCUCUUCAACAUGAGCCGUACGGACCAAUACUCCCAGAACGGCUGGCGGGUGCUAAUCGAGGCAAAGUUGCUGUUGUGACAGGGGCUGGUCGAGGCAUUGGCCAGGCAAUAGCAAUCGCACUAGCAAAUUCCGGGGCCCAUCUGGCCCUCCUAGACCUCAGCGUCGAAGGACAAGAGGAGACCAAAGCCGCAUGCCAGAAGUAUGCAGGCGUGCGAGUCGAAACUUACAAGUGCGACAUCACCGACGUAAAUGGCGUACGGGAGACAUUCGCCGCGCUAACCAAGACACUCGGGCCGGUGGAUAUCAUGGUGAACAACGCGGGCGUAUCGCAUGGCAAGCUCGCGUCGCAAGACCGCUUCGAGGAUUUCUGGCGGGCCAUCGAGAUCAACUUCAAAGGCACCAUGCUGUGUAUCUUCGAGGUGUUGCCGAGUAUGCGUGAGAGGAAGACCGGUGCAAUCAUUAACCUGGCUUCACGCGCUGCGACCAUCGACAUGCCGACGGGGUUGAGUUAUAAUUCGAGUAAAGCGGCAGUUGCACGGGCGACGUCCACGCUGCAGGAGGAGUUGGAGCUGGAAGGUCUCGGCGAGCAGAUUUGCACAUAUAGUUUGCAUCCGGGAGGUGUGUGGGGUGCUAUGGUUACAGGCGGCACAACACUCGAGGUUCAAAAGGAGAUUCGACAUAUUUUCAAAGACGGGCCUGAAUUGUGUGGCAAUACUGUGGCGUAUCUGGCAUCUGGACGGGCCAAAGAAUUGCGCGGGCACUAUUUCGAUUGUCGGCAUGAUAUUGAGCGGGUGUGCAGCUUUGGCCACAAGACUCUGAAGUCAAAUCGCCUGUAUAACCUGACGGUGAAGUUUUUGCCAGGCUAUGAGAACGAGCCUUGA
Molecule: messenger RNA, 915 nt
Organism: Exophiala bonariae
Lineage: Eukaryota; Fungi; Ascomycota; Eurotiomycetes; Chaetothyriales; Herpotrichiellaceae
Exons: 3
Coding region: 1-915 (304 amino acids)
Molecular function (GO): oxidoreductase activity, acting on the CH-OH group of donors, NAD or NADP as acceptor
Source: RefSeq, a predicted model, not a curated record